Achroia grisella is the source of this 1080-nucleotide messenger RNA. RefSeq lists its product as uncharacterized. The transcript has 7 exons. The record is from RefSeq and is a predicted model, not a curated record. Bases 1 to 1080 code for a protein of 359 amino acids. Lineage: Eukaryota; Metazoa; Arthropoda; Insecta; Lepidoptera; Pyralidae.
AUGAAUGACGUCAUCAAAGUGGCCACAUUACACGAUUGUGAUGAUAACUCCGAUCGUGAUGCAAUCAGAUUCGAUCCCACGUGGCGACACAGUCUAUACGGCUGCAUGACCAUUGAAGUACUACGUGAUAUGUUCAAGUUUAACAUUUCAUAUGUACCUAUUAAACCAAAUAUGGAGUCAUAUGCAUUAUUACUUUUACGUAAUGACUCUGUAGAUAUCUACACAAGACCGAUAAGUAUUAGAGGAGAGAUUUUGGAUAAUGUAUUUCCAUUACAAGCUAUUUUCUCAUGGCGGAUUGGAUUUCUUCUGCGGCGACAAUACGAAAUACAGGUAUUGAGUGAUUUCUAUUGGCAACCAUUCUCGUCACUUCUAUGGUUUUCCUUGUUUAUAAUGUCAUUUCCAGUGGAAACAGUGUUCAGAUCUCGCCGUAUAGGAUACUUUACUUUCCUUCUGUUCUCCUUCAUCGUGUACUCGUAUUAUACAUCCAACCUGCUCUCACGCCUUGUGAUAGACGAGGACUACGAUAUGGAUCUAGAAACUUUGGGGGAAAGCGAUUAUAAGUGUGUUUUGUUGGAAAAUAUUGUACGAGGACAUGGAAAUACGACAGAUUGCGAAACUGCCCUCUCUCUCGAUUUUGGGACGUUAGAGCGGAUAAAUGUAUCCGUCGGAUUAGAAGCAGUGAGGUCUAACAAAACCGCUCUACUUUCUGACUUCACGACGGUUUAUAGCGAAAUCCAUAAAAAAUUCAAUAACAAGGAAAUAUGCGAACUCAUAGAAGUAGAUGUUUUAUCGAAUCUAAAGAAAUAUAUCGUAUCUUCUAAGAAUUUUAGAUAUAAAGAACUUUUCAAAGUCGGUAUAUCACGACUUCAUGAAUUGGGUCUAAUCAAUCGAUUUACAUUGCGUCAGACACUUCAGAACACGUUGUCAGAUUGUCUAGGCACAACACCCAUCAGCCUCGAUUUCACACACGUAUCCAGUCCGUAUUUCCUCUUAGGAUUCUCUUAUGUUUUGUCAAUUAUAAUAAUGCUAGGAGAAAGAUGUUAUUUCAACCGAAACAGACUAUGGCCGUAUCUAAAUUAA